UCCGACAACGAGAUACAAUUCGUUCGGAUGCGAGUUAAUUGUCGGGCUCGCGGUUAACGCGUCGUGCGUCCAACUGUUCAUCGACUCGAGGGAGUUUAGAUCACUCUCGCGGAGUUGAGUGUGAGAAAUAUUUUAGUCGUGCUGCUUCGAAGGUGAAUUUUUUUAAUACAUAAUAUGACGCCGAUCUCUGAAAAUCGGUAUUUCAUUCGUACACGGUGCUGCGCUCGUUGAUGAUUUCGUCCAAAAACAAUAUCACGUUUAAUUGUGCUGAGGUUUAGGAAGACUCCUUUGCAGUUUACGGUGAUAAUGUAUAAUUGUGGUUUUUAUAUUUAUUUAUAUAUGAUUUAGUGAUUAACAAAUCGGCGUAAAUUUCUUGGUGAUUGAUAUCGAAAUGAUGCAAGAGUCUGUGCGCAUUGAUAAAUAAUCAUCCAGUUACUGUUGUUACUUUCCAACGGUGUUGAGACAUUUUUAUUAACAAUUUCAUCAACUGUCAAUGAGGUAUAAACUCUCACUUUGAAGUUUUAGUUAAAUGGGUUGAAAAACUGAGAUCCCGGAAAAAAAAAAAUAGAAUGGAUACAACUGCACCGGUUGGAUCUGGGAUCCAGAAGAGGAGCCAGUGGAAACAAUGGGCAGCCUGUCUAUCCGCCACCCUGUCGAUGGUGUCAGUGGGCACCGUUUACGGCUGGACCACCACAACGAUCCCACACCUGACCGGCAACUCCAGCACCCACAAUGGCGAGGUUCCCCUGCACCUAACCUCGGACGAGUCGUCCUGGGUCAUUUCCAUCACUGCAAUUGGCUCUAUGCUCGGCCCCUUCUACGGCGUCUACGUGGCCGCGACCCUCGGUCGCCGACCAUGCCUACUCCAGACCUCCCUGUUCUACACCCUGGGCUGGCUGCUCGUCACCUUCGCCCAAAACGCCUGGCACUUGUACGCAGCGCGAGUCAUCCUCGGCUUCGGCGUGGGCAUGUCCUACACCGCCAGCCCCAUGUACGUCUCGGAGGUGGUGGACGUGGGCAUCCGCGGUGCCGUUGGCAGCCUCGUAGCCGUCAACGUCUUCACCGGCUCCCUACUAGCCUGCAGCGUUGGCCCGUACACGUCCUACCACGUCCUCGUCUACGUCCUCAUGGCCGUGCCGGUGCUGUUCGUCGCCACCUUCGUCUGGUUCCCCGAGAGCCCCUACUGGCUCGCGACCCAGGGCAGGGACGAGGAAGCCAAGAAGGCCAUUGGCUUCUUCAAGGGGAUCGAUGAACCGAGCGAGUUGGCCGAGGAGUUGGCCGACGUGCGCUACGACAUGGGCGAGGACACCGGCCACCUCGAGUUCAGCUUCGCCAACGUCCAUCUACUGCUCGAACCUACAAACAGGAGGGCACUGCUGAUCGUGAUGGUCCUGGUCCUGGGCCAGCAGUUGAGCGGCAACUUCAGCACGAUGCAGUACCUGGAGCAGAUGUUUGGUGACGCGGGGAUAGGUAUUGGUCCGGACGUGGCGACGAUCAUCGUGUCCGGGGUGGGUCUGGCGUCGGGGGUGGCCUCGGCACUGUGCGUCGAGAGGACGGGCAGGCGGCCCUUGCUGUUGGCGGCUAGUCUCGGUUGUGCCAUCGCCCUUGGCGUUCUGGGGGCUUACCUGUCGCUGAGGGGUGAGGGCGUGGACGUGUCGGCGGCGAACCUGUUGCCCGUGGUCGACGUGGUCGUUUACCAGGUGGUCUAUCAGAUGGGGCUGGGCACGAUGGCGUACCUGCUGAUUGGCGAGCUGUUCCCGGUGAACGCGAAGGGCGUCGCCGGGGCCGUGGUCACGAUAUUCGAUGGCCUGCUGGAGUUCGCCGUCACCAAGAUGUACGAGGUUGUUUUUUCUACUGUGGGCUCGCGAGUGGUCUACGUGUUCUUCACCGUCUCGUGUUUCGCGCUCUUUGGGUUUGUUUAUGGGUUCGUGCCCGAGACCAAGGGCAAGACGUUCCACGAGAUUCGGGACAUACUGGGGGAGUGGCGACCGUUUCGCGCGUCGAAAGCCAAAGGCAAGGAUACGCUCGCUAUGAAGUGACACCGUGGGAGAAACUGUGUUUGUCCAUUGAUGCAUUUUUUGGCAUACAGACUAUGAGACUGACAUUCUUACAAUUAGCCAUAAUUUGUGGUUGAAUCGGUAGUCGAGACUACUGCAAGAGUUACUUAUCACAUGUUUUUUUUUUCGCAUCAUCGGUUAAUACGUUAAUAAAAGAAAAAAAUGUUUAUAAAGUCAA
Messenger RNA from Copidosoma floridanum, 2235 nucleotides. RefSeq lists its product as uncharacterized. Gene Ontology annotation, molecular function: transmembrane transporter activity. Gene Ontology annotation, biological process: transmembrane transport. The record is from RefSeq and is a predicted model, not a curated record. Gene Ontology annotation, cellular component: membrane. NCBI's taxonomy places the organism in Eukaryota, Metazoa, Arthropoda, Insecta, Hymenoptera, Encyrtidae.